UUUUCUGCUCCAGCUUCCAGUCCCCCAGUCUCUAGCUCUACCCAAAAAAAAACCAGGAACAAACCCUCUUUUUUUUUUUCACUUUCCCCUUCCUCAAUUUCCAUCGCUGUUUAACCGCUCCGGCUAUGACCGGAGAUAUGAAUAUUCCGGCUAUUAUAUAUUCUGCAUCCAGAAGCAAUGUCCGUGCUUCCAAUCAUCCCCGCCUCGUCUUCCGCGAACUACCCCCAAGCUUAAAGCCAUAAUCUUCUUUUGCAUAUAUUCCAAGUUAUUCGACUUUCUAAUUGCGGUGGGAAGGUACCAUAUGUUUCUUACAUAGAAAUUUUGUGUGUAAGAUUAAGAUCAAAAUUUUCAGAGGCUUUUUGAUUGGGCGUGGGGAUCCUGUUGAGGUUUCCAAUUUUGGGGGUUUCUUGUUUUUCUUUUUCUUCUUUCAGCAAGGCGUUGCUGUUGUACCUAUUUGGGGGGGGGGGGGGUAAAUGUCCAGGAGUUUGAAUGUUUGAUUGUUAAUCUGUAGCAUUUCCUAUUAUUUGUCUGGUUCAUGGGUUUUGUAAAAUGUACUGGAAGAAUCAGGACCAGCAGUCAUUGAUUAGUCACUGUGCAACUCUGUGAGCCUGUGCAACCCAAGUAUUUGAGAGAGCUCUGAAUAUGGAGCAGAACUGACACGCAGAGCUUAAACAAGAGCAAUCAGUCCAUUUUAACUUCUAUCCUUCAGCCUAAGUCUCGGGUCUUCUCUGUUUCUUUCAUCUUCAUAUCUGUUAUGCCUUUUCCUAUGAAGAUCCAACCCAUAGAUAUUGACUGUCGGCCUACGGUUCCAGCUCGGGCCGAGCCGGUGAAGCCGGUACUGAAAUCGCGUCUAAAGAGACUGUUUGACCGGCAGUUCCCCAGUGUGUUGAGAAUUUCGUCGGUGGAAAAGCCGAACAUUGGUGAAGCACAGUGUGUGACCAAGGACGGAGGAGGUGCAGAGCCGGAAUUUGAGCCGAGCUCAGUAUGUUUGGCAAAAAUGGUGCAAAGUUACAUCGAAGAGAGCAACGAGAAACCUUUUCGGGGCCGUCACCGAUGUAAUUGCUUUAAUGGAAACGUUAACGACAGCUCCGAUGAUGAAUUUGAUAUAUUUGGUGGUGGUGGUUUUGGCGAAUCGAUCAGCAAUGGAUCAUCUGGCGAUGCCUCCGAUAUUCUUAAGAGUUUGAUUCCCUGUGUCAGUGUUCACGAGAGAAACCUCUUAGCUGAUACUGCGAUGAUCGUCGAGAAGAAUAAGAAUCACAAGCGAAAGGAGGAUUUGAGAAAUAUCGUAGCCGAUGGAUUAUCUGAUCUCGGCUACGAUUCCUCCAUUUGCAAAUCUAAAUGGGAUAAAUCCCCCUCUCACCCUGCAGGUGAAUAUGAGUAUGUGGAUGUGAAUAUAGGAGGAGAAAGACUUUUGAUCGAUAUUGACUUCAGAUCGGAAUUCGAAAUAGCUCGAUCGACUGGUGCCUACAAAGCAAUCCUGCAAUCGCUACCUUACAUCUUCGUCGGGAAAUGGGAUCGGCUAGGUCAGAUUUUAUCAAUCGUAUCGGAGGCAGCGAACCAAAGUUUGAAGAAGAAAGGCAUGCACUUUCCUCCUUGGAGAAGAGCGGAGUACAUGCGUGCUAAAUGGCUCUCUCCUUUCACCAGGCAGAACGACGCCAUUUCAAACACCAAACCCAAAAGUGGGAAAGACGAGUGUUUGGUUGCAACGGAAAGCAUUGAUGAUUGCGGAGAACUUGAGCUGAUUUUUGGUGAGAAAACGGCGCCUCGGGACACCGUUUCAUCAUCGCCGUCGAUUAUAUCCGGCGAUGAGAAAGAAAAAGUAGGAUUGGGGACGUGGCAGCCGCCGGCAGUCAAACCGAAGAGUGUAGAUAGAGGAGCGAAGAUGGUGACUGGAUUAGCAUCUCUGCUCAAAGAGAAACCAUAAAAAAUUUUGGAUUUUUUCUUUUUUAAUUUUCGAUGGAUGAAAAAUAUGAAAAAAAAUUACAUAAUUGAAAAGUAUCAUCGGAUAGUGGUACAGGUACGACCCUGUUUUCUCUUACUUCACUUUUAUCCCAAAGCUCGCAAGGCUGUGUAUAUUGUAAUAGCUACAGGUAGGCGCAGAGAACCUAUCAUCAAUGUAAUAAAAUUUUUAUAUUUCUAUA
Manihot esculenta (cassava) is the source of this 2141-nucleotide messenger RNA. RefSeq lists its product as uncharacterized. NCBI's taxonomy places the organism in Eukaryota, Viridiplantae, Streptophyta, Magnoliopsida, Malpighiales, Euphorbiaceae. The transcript is spliced from 3 exons. The coding region runs from base 755 to 1924 and encodes 389 amino acids. The record is from RefSeq and is a predicted model, not a curated record.